Phytophthora infestans T30-4 is the source of this 3300-nucleotide messenger RNA. RefSeq names its product cytochrome P450, putative. NCBI's taxonomy places the organism in Eukaryota, Oomycota, Peronosporomycetes, Peronosporales, Peronosporaceae. The transcript has 4 exons. Gene Ontology annotation, molecular function: heme binding; oxidoreductase activity, acting on paired donors, with incorporation or reduction of molecular oxygen; iron ion binding. Bases 1 to 3300 code for a protein of 1099 amino acids. The record is from RefSeq and is a predicted model, not a curated record.
AUGGCGUCAAUGCGCGACUCGUCUGAGCGUCGUCCAGGGAGUCUACGCACGCCCUACGCGCUUCCUCGGAAUGACGUGGCCAUCACCGCAGCCACUGCAGUCGCCGUGAGUCUGGGGCUGUCGUUGCUACACAGCACCAAGAGGAGUAAAACCACUGAAGCUCGUAGAGUGCCUCCAAUGCCCAAGUCAACGCUGCCCAUUCUCAAGAGCUUACUUGAUAUUGGUGGUGCUGUCGACACCUUCCACGACUGGCUGUAUGAACAAUCCGCCGAGUUCGACAAUCGCCCGUGGAUGUACCACAUCCCCGGGCGUCCUGAGACCAUCGUGCUCUCUUCUCCCGAUACAAUUGAGGAUGUCAUGUCCACUCAAGGCCACAUCUUUCUACGUGGUCCCGUGGGGCAAUACACAAGUUAUGAUAUCUUCGGAAAGGGGAUGAUCAUUGCUGACGGAGAUCAGUGGUACUACCACCGUAAAACUGCGAGUCACUUGUUCUCCAUGCAGAUGAUGAAAGAGGCCAUGGAAUCCUCUGUGCACGAGAAGCUUGGCGUCUUCUUGGACGUGUUGGACAUCUACCACAAGCGCGGUAAGCCAUUUAGUCUCAAGGAGGAGCUUCUCCACUUCACCAUGGACGUGAUUUCCAAGAUCGGCUUUGGAGUGGAACUCAACACGCUCAAGGACAGUCCAGACCGCGAGACAGACCACGAAUUCCUCGAAGCGUUCGACAGUGCCGGGGUGGGUUUUGCUGUUCGUGUUCAGACGCCUAUCUGGGUCUGGCGGAUCAAGAGAUUCCUAAAUAUUGGUUGGGAGAGGGUCUUCCAAAACGACAUUGCGACUAUGCACAACUUUAUCAACAAAGUCAUCAUGGAGUCGAUGCAGAAGAAGGCAGAGCUGGCUGCUAAAGGUGAAAAGAUGGUCGCCAAAGAUUUAAUCUCGCUCUUUAUGGAGAGCAACUUGAGAGAGUCCGAAGACAUGCACAUCGCGGACGACGACGUGACUAUCAUGCGCGACAUGGUCAUGACCUUUAUUUUCGCUGGGAAGGACACGACGGCGCACAGCAUGAGCUGGUUCAUCGUCAUGAUGAACAGAUAUCCGGACGUGCUACGUAAGAUCCGAGAAGAGAUGAAGGAGAAGCUGCCCGGCCUCUUUAACGGCGAGAUUAGAGUGCCGACCCAGGAACAAGUCCGCAAUCUCGUGUACCUGGAAGCUGUGAUCAAGGAGAACAUGCGUCUCACGCCUUCGACGGGAUUCAUCGCGCGCGAAUGCAUGCAGGACACGACGCUCGUGGACGGUACGUUCAUCAAGAAAGGUCAGACGACCAUGGUCUCGUCCUACUGCAACGGUCGCAACACGAAAUCCUGGGGCGACGAUGCCCUCGAGUUCAAGCCUGAGCGCAUGAUCAACCCGGAAACAGGCAAACUGCGUGUGUUUUCACCCUUCAAAUUCAGCGCUUUUGGCUCCGGCCAGCACGUGUGCAUUGGCCAGAGAUUCGCUAUGAUGCAACUCAAGAUGACGUUGGCCACGCUCUUCAGCAAAUUCGACAUCAAGACGGUGGAGGACCCAUUGGACAUCACUGGCGACUCGCCACUGGCGAGUCUCCGCUAUCAACGCCUUCCCUCUCACUUUCGCUUUUUCAAGCCAGCCCGUCGGAAUCCCGAGACGCUAAGUCGAACAAGCAAGCUCGCCAUGAAAUCCGUCACGGAUCUUCUCGGUGACAAGAACGACCUCGUCGUCACUGCUGCCGCUGCAGUGGCUGUAAGUCUGGGACUGUCAUUGUUGCUGCACGCCAAGAAGAACAAGUCGACAGAGGCCCAAAAACUGCCGCCCGUGCCGAAGACCACCCUCCCCCUUCUCAAAAACAUUUUGGACGCCGGUGGCAAUGCCGAACGCUUCCACGAUUGGCUCAACGAACAAUCCACCGAGUUUGGCAAUCGCCCGUGGAUGUUCACAAUCCCCGGCCGUCCAGACAACAUCGUGCUGUCCUCACCGGAAAUGUUCGAGGACGUGCUCAAGACCCAAGACGACGUGUUCCUUCGAGGUCCCUCGGGUCAAUACAUCAGCUACGACUUGUUCGGCAACGGUAUGGUCAUCACCGACGGAGAUUUGUGGUUCUACCACCGUAAGACGGCGAGUCACCUCUUCUCCAUGCAGAUGAUGAAGGACGUGAUGGAAGCUACAGUCCGUGAGAAAUUGGCGGUCUUCUUGGAUGUUUUAAACAUCUACUCGAAACGUAACCAGCAGUUCAGUGUGAAACAGGAGCUGAGUCACUUCACCAUGGACGUCAUCGCCAAGAUCGCGUUUGCUAUUGAGUUGGAUACGCUUAAGAACAGUCCCGAUAGAGACGAAGAUCAUGAGUUCCUACAGGCCUUCAACAAGGCCUGUGUGGCGUUCGGUGUGCGUAUCCAGUCACCGUUGUGGCUCUGGAGACUCAAACGAUACCUGAACGUUGGCUGGGAGAAGGUCUUAAAGGAGAACAACGCGAUUAUCCAGAACUUUAUCAACGAUGUGAUCGUCAAGUCGAUGAACAAGAAAGCGGAACUUGCAGCUAAAGGCGAGACAAUGGUAGCGAGAGAUUUGAUUACUCUCUUCAUGGAGAGCAACCUCCGACAGACGGAGGAUAUCCAGAUUGAGGAUGACGACGCUACUAUUAUGCGCGAUAUGGUCAUGUCCUUUGCGUUCGCUGGCAAGGACUCGACAGCUGACAACAUGUGCUGGUUUAUCGUCAACAUGAACCGCUACCCGAACGAGUUGCGUAAGGUUCGCGACGAGAUGAAGCAGAAGCUGCCCGGUCUGCUGACUGGUGAGAUUGUGGUCCCGACGCAGGACCAGGUCCGAGAUCUGGUGUACUUGGAGGCCGUGAUUAAGGAGAACAUGCGGCUCCAUCCGUCCACAGCUUUCAUCAUGCGGGAGGCCAUGCAGGAUACAACUCUCGUUGACGGAACGUUCGUUCGGAAGGGCCAGACCUUGAUGGUUUCCUCGUACUGUAAUGCUCGCAACAAACGCACUUGGGGCGAAGACUGUCUGAAAUUCAAGCCCGAGCGUAUGAUUGACCCCGAGACGGGGAAGCUACGUGUGUUGUCUCCGUACGUGUUCAGCGGCUUCGGGUCGGGUCAGCAUGUGUGUAUCGGUCAGAAGUUCGCUAUGAUGGAGAUCAAGAUGACGCUGGCUACGCUAUUGAGCAAGUUUGACAUCGAGACGGUGGAGGAUCCGUGGAAACUCACGUACGAAUUCUCCCUCACCACUCCCGUAAAGGGAGGCCUCAACGUCAAAGUUACGCCCUUGACACCUGCUGCCUCAGCCUAA